Molecule: messenger RNA, 723 nt
Organism: Raphanus sativus (radish)
Lineage: Eukaryota; Viridiplantae; Streptophyta; Magnoliopsida; Brassicales; Brassicaceae
Biological process (GO): regulation of peptide transport
Source: RefSeq, a predicted model, not a curated record
AUGCGUGUUGCCAAAGUUAGCCUUGUGAUAUGUCCGUUUUGGUUCUUGGCACAGCUCGCUUCCAAUCUCUCUCUCAAGUACACGACCGUUACGGUAAAGAACAUUGCAAACUCACCCUCAUUGCUCUGUUCCGGAGACGAUGAUGAUGAAAGAAGCGGCCGGUUCAGUAUGGCGCAGCUCCUCGGGUUUCUAGGUCUCUUCAACUUCUUUAACGUCCUACCUGCUGCUCUGAUACUCAACUUCACGAAGUGAGAACGCUUCAACGCACUAACCUUGAAAGAGUUGAAUCUGGUUGUUGGCAAAGGUAUAAUAUAAGAUCAAGUUCUAGUUGGAUUUGAUGUUGUGAUGUUUUGUUUUGGCGUUUUCAUGUUUAAUGUGCUCAGUAACUAUCUAUGGGCAAAGGCAGUACUUUUUUUGACAACGACCACGGUGGCGUCAGCCGGGCUGACCAUACAGGUUCCACUGGCAGCUAUUGUAGACAGCUUAUCAGGGAACAAACCAAGCUUCACCAACUUCAUUGGUGCUGCAGCUGUUAUGGUAGGCUUUGCAGGCAUCAAUAAUCCUUCAGAGUUGUUUUACAGAUCCAAACAGACAUCUAUUGAGAGACCAGGAACAUCGUUCACGGAUCCUCCUCAGGUUGUGUCGGAUAGGAUAGGAGUAGAUUCUUCUGACCCUAGUGUCCUAACUGUUCCUAAUUCAACAGCCAUGAUGCUUGUUUCCUGA